This is a messenger RNA of Ictalurus punctatus (channel catfish), 1405 nucleotides long. Its product is annotated as putative methyltransferase DDB_G0268948. Gene Ontology annotation, molecular function: S-adenosylmethionine-dependent methyltransferase activity. Lineage: Eukaryota; Metazoa; Chordata; Actinopteri; Siluriformes; Ictaluridae. The record is from RefSeq and is a predicted model, not a curated record. The transcript has 6 exons. Bases 60 to 875 code for a protein of 271 amino acids.
AUGAGCUGAAUACCUGCUGAGUCACUCUUGAGAAGAAACUCAAGUGAGAGGAGACUGCCAUGGCCCACAGGCUGUUUGAGGAGAAAUACCAUGCCUCGAUUUACCAAAAGUAUCGCCUAAUUCCACCUGAUAGAGUUACAAGGCUCAUUCUGGAGUACCUGAACAAAAAGAAAGGACCUCCUCAUGAGCUUGCUGUGGACCUGGGCUGUGGGACGGGACAGAACACUCGUCUGCUCGCUCCUCACUUCCAGAAAGUGGUGGGCAUUGAUAUCAGCGAGUGCCAGGUGGAGGAAGCCCGGGCAGUGCCAGGGUUUGCCAAUGUCACCUACAGGUCAGGUCCAGCUGAAGAGCUGCCGUUUCCUGAUGGCUCUGUGGAUUUACUGACUGCAGCAUCUGCAGCGCACUGGUUUGAUACUGAGCGUUUCCUGAAGGAGGCAGCACGCGUGUUGAAGCCUCAUGGCUGUAUGGCUCUUCUGGGCUACACUGACGAGUACAACCUGCAUUAUGGCUCCUGUGGUGACAAACUGAACAAUGUCUUUGCAGAGGUGAAGAAGGUUAUCAAACCGUAUGCUAGUCCUCAGUUGGCGGUGGCCGAAAGUAGAUUGCAGCCUUUAUUAGAUGCUAUACCCUUCCCUGACAAAGAGAGGAUUGAAAGAAUUCCACUGAAGAUGGAGAUGACGGUUGCAGGUGCCGUCGGCAUGGUGGAGUCUUACUCCUUUUGUCAGACCUACUUUAAGAAAGAUCCCCAAGCUGCAGCUGCUCUUUUAGAGUCAAUGAGGACACGGCUUCUAGAGGAAAUGGGCAUCUCAUCACCUGACACUAAGUUAGAGUUCACGACAGACUUCUAUUGUGUGCUGGCAUGCAAACCACAGUGAAGAGAACCACUCUGAAUUGAGGGAGGACUAACAAGAUGGUCGCAGGAUAUUUUUGAUGGCCAUUUCACAUUUGGUAUAAUCACAUUUGUGCACUAUUAAAUGAACCUGUCCUCAGUAGAACUCAACCUCAUCUAAAACAUAUUUGCACAGUAAAUAUUAGGAAAUAUUAAGAAUUGGAACACUUUCUGCCAAUUUUACAACUAUACUCUUGCUCUGAACAUUACAUUCAAAUGUUUAAUCUGAUUAAUUAUGCAAUACCAGAGAAUCAUGCCUAGAAGAGUGCUGCCAGAGGGUGAGAAACACUUGAUGUGAGGUGAACUGAAAUUUAUGUGCAAGUCAUAGCUUAUGGAUAUGGACAAAAUCUUGUAGCAUGAUAUGGAUAAUCUCAGAUCUUGAAAUGACAUCACACUAUUACAUUUUCUCUAAAGAUUUUUGAAGAAAAAAAUACAUAUACAAAAUAACUACAUGCAUUUAUGACUGCUUUUUGAUAAUUCUGUGAAAUACACACCAGUGAAACUCCUUUUUUUCUA